GAGCAAGUAGGAAAAGAGAAUCGGGGGCAAGGAAGUGCGACUGUGAGAGAGAGUUGGUAAAAGACACAGCUAGCUAAGCUAAGGGGGGAGAAGAUGAACACAGACAUCACAGCAUCGACGAAGCCAGAAUACCCGGUCAUAGAUCGGAACCCUCCUUUCACCAAAGUCGUUGGAAACUUCAGCUCCCUUGACUACCUACGUUUUGUUACCAUCACCGGCGUCUCCGUCACCGUCGGCUAUCUUUCCGGAAUAAAGCCAGGGAUUAGGGGACCGUCAAUGGUGACGGGAGGUCUGAUUGGGCUGAUGGGUGGCUUCAUGUACGCUUACCAGAACUCCGCUGGCAGACUCAUGGGCUUUUUCCCCAACGACGAUGAGGUAGCUCGUUACAGGAAAUGAACCCCACAAAAAUUUUAAAAAAAUAAAAAUUUAAAACUUGAAACAUAAUUUCCAAGUUUAGGGUUUUUCUCUUCUUAAUUUCUUUUUCCAGACAUUUACAUGAUCUUCAACUCAAAUGAGAUUGUUGUUGUUUUUCUGAAGAAAUUCAGACUGUGGAGUGGAAUUUUUGUAAUUUUCUGAGGUUAAUUGUGAUUUAUGGAUUGCAAGUCUA
This is a messenger RNA of Ziziphus jujuba (common jujube), 607 nucleotides long. RefSeq names its product NADH-ubiquinone oxidoreductase 20.9 kDa subunit. Lineage: Eukaryota; Viridiplantae; Streptophyta; Magnoliopsida; Rosales; Rhamnaceae. Bases 94 to 396 code for a protein of 100 amino acids. The record is from RefSeq and is a predicted model, not a curated record. The transcript has 2 exons.